Solanum lycopersicum (tomato) is the source of this 1363-nucleotide messenger RNA. NCBI's taxonomy places the organism in Eukaryota, Viridiplantae, Streptophyta, Magnoliopsida, Solanales, Solanaceae. The record is from RefSeq and is a predicted model, not a curated record.
ACUAGGAAGACAUCUCUAUAAAUAGGGAUUCUUCUAACCUAGAUUGUUUUUUAGUAUUCUAUAUAUAAUACUUGUCCACCCAAGUAUUGAGAGAGUUUAAUUGUUGAUUGGGAUCACUGUAAAAGACUAUAGAGCUGGAGUUGGAUUUACUUCAAGAUAUCUGCACACGCUUCAAGAGAUUCAACAUGUCUCCUUUUAAUCCCAUUAGUACUAUUUUGGGUCAAAACAAACUAGAGGGUUCUAACUAUGUUGACUGGAGGAGAAAUCUUGACAUGGUGUUAACUGAUGAAGAAUAUAAGUUUGUGCUUCAUGAGGAAUGUCCAUUGAAACCAAAUGAUCAGUCUAGUGAUGAAGAUAAGUUAGCUUAUCAAAAAUGGCGCAAAGCUGAUGAGAUGGCGCGAUGUUACAUUAUGGCUUCAAUGUCAAAUGUUUUGCAAUAUCAACAUCAAGCCAUGUUGUUUGCUUUUCAAAAUCUGGAGAAUCUCAAACAAAUGUUUGGAGACCAGGGUCGAUCAGCUAAGCAGACUGCCAUGAGAACUUCCAUGAACACUAAGAUGGUUGAAGGCACCCCUGUAAGAGACCAUGUUCUGAAGAUGAUAGGUCUUUUGAAUGAACUAGAGGUUUUGGGGGCUGAAAUCGACAAUGACUCCCAAGUUGAGAUGAUAUUGCAGUCUCUGCCUGAUAGUUUUCAACAAUUUUGCCUAAAUUAUAAUAUGAAUAAGAUGAGUCUAUCUUUGGCACAAUUGUUGAAUGAGCUAUAGGCGGUAGAGACCCUUGUCAAAAAACAUGCACAAUCAAUGGCACUUAAUGUUGAGAAAGGUUCUACUUCUAAACCGCAAGGUGGACAGAAGAAGAAAAAGGCUCACAAAGCUAAGGCAAAUGCACCUCCAACUGGGGGAGUGAAAAAGUCUAAUGGUAACUGUUUUCAUUGCAAGAUGUCAGGUCAUUGGAAGACACAUUGUCCAAAUUUCUUAACCAAGAAGAAAAACAAACCAGGUAACUCACUUUCACUUGUCGUUGAAACAUUUAGCGGCUGUUUCUACCACUUCAUGGUGUGUAGAUUCAGGAGCCACUGAUCAUAUCUGCACUACUAUGCAGUGGUUUCAAGAAACGCGCAAGCUGAUUAGAGGUGAAGUUAGCAUUUUUCAAGCAGAUGGCUCUGCAGCUCCAGUUUUAGCAUUAGGAAAUAUUACUUUUUCGUUUGAUAGUGGUAGAGUUUUAAUUUUGAAAGACGUUCUAUCUGCACCUGCUGUUAGAAGAAAUUUGAUUUCAGUUUCUAAAGUUUUGAGAGAUGGUUAUGAUGUUAGUUUUUCUGAUAACGGUUGUGUUAUUAUUUAUGAUAAAUAUAUUGUCUCUGCUGGUA